Molecule: messenger RNA, 2781 nt
Organism: Marmota monax (woodchuck)
Lineage: Eukaryota; Metazoa; Chordata; Mammalia; Rodentia; Sciuridae
Gene: Chmp7
Product: charged multivesicular body protein 7
Exons: 10
Coding region: 78-1430 (450 amino acids)
Biological process (GO): vesicle budding from membrane; late endosome to vacuole transport via multivesicular body sorting pathway
Cellular component (GO): ESCRT III complex; multivesicular body; cytoplasmic side of plasma membrane
Source: RefSeq, a predicted model, not a curated record
GAAGCCGGGAGGGAACUAGGGCGGAAGGGGACCUGGGCCGGGGUUGUGUUCGGAUCCUUGGCGGGGCUGAGGUUCCGAUGUGGUCCCCGGAGCGGGAGGCCGAGGCCCCGGCCGGGGGAGACCCGGCGGGCCUUCUGCCCCCCGAGUGGGAGGAGGAUGAGGAGCGUAUGUCCUUCCUGUUCUCAGCCUUCAAGAGGAGUCGCGAGGUGAACAGCACCGACUGGGACAGCAAGAUGGGCUUCUGGGCGCCGUUGGUGCUGAGCCACAGCCGCCGCCAGGGGGUGGUGCGCCUGCGUCUUCGGGACUUGCAGGAGGCCUUUCAGCGCAAGGGCAGCGUCCCGCUGGGGCUGGCCACGGUGCUGCAGGACCUGCUGCGUCGAGGGGAGCUGCAGCGUGAGUCAGAUUUCAUGGCCAGUGUGGACAGCAGCUGGAUCUCCUGGGGGGUUGGAGUCUUCCUGCUGAAGCCCCUCAAGUGGACUCUUUCUAACAUGCUGGGGGAUAACAAGUUUCCAACUGAGGAGGUACUUGUGGCCGUGGAGCUUCUCAAGGAAAAGGCUGAGGAGGUUUACCGCCUGUACCAGCACUCGCCCCUCUCCUCCCACCCUGUGGUGGCCCUGUCAGAGCUGAGCACCCUCUGUGCUAAUUCCUGCCCAGACGAGAGGACCUUCUACUUGGUGUUGCUGCAACUGCAGAAGGAGAAGAGAGUCACUGUCCUCGAGCAGAAUGGGGAGAAGAUUGUGAAGUUUGCCCGGGGGCCACAUGCCAAGGUGUCUCCUGUCAACGAUGUAGAUGUCGGGGUCUACCAGCUGAUGCAGAGUGAGCAGCUUCUCUCACGAAAGGUGGAGUCCUUAUCCCAGGAAGCCGAGAGGUGUAAAGAGGAAGCCCGCCGGGCAUGCCGAGCAGGAAAGAAGCAGUUGGCACUGAGGUCUCUCAAGGCCAAGCAACGGACAGAGAAACGCAUUGAAGCCCUACAUGCCAAGCUGGACACUGUUCAAGGCAUCCUGGACCGCAUCUAUGCCUCCCAGACAGAUCAGAUGGUUUUCAAUGCCUACCAGGCGGGGGUGGGAGCCCUCAAGCUCUCCAUGAAGGAUGUCACAGUGGAGAAGGCAGAGAGCCUCGUGGAUCAGAUCCAGGAGCUGUGUGACACCCAGGACGAAGUUUCUCAGACUCUGGCUGGUGGGGUAACCAAUGGUUUAGAUUUUGACAGUGAGGAACUGGAGAAGGAAUUGGACAUCCUCCUUCAGGACACCACCAAAGAACCUUUGGACCUGCCUGACAACCCCCACGAGACGCUUUAUACCAACAGUGUGCCUAACCCUAGGAUCUCGGAUGCUGAACUUGAAGCUGAACUUGAGAAACUGUCCUUAUCAGAGGGAGGUUUGGUCCCAAGCAGUAAAUCUCCAAAAAGGCAAUUGGAACCAGCUCUCUAAAGCCAUUGAAGGACCCUCAACGAAGGACCCUCAUGUAAAAGAGAGACCAGCUUUGUGUGUGUACAUAGUAAUUUAAAUGAGAAACAUUCAGAAUUUAUUGGAAGAGGAGGAAGGAGAACCACUGAUGUGUCUGGAUGCUCCCACUUACAACAGGACAGAGAGUUUCUGGAAGCGAUGCUCCAAAGCCUUGCUCCAGCUGGUAUCAUGGACCUGCCUUCUCAUCUUUAUAGUGCCACAAUUUAUACAGUUCUGUGUUUGACCUGUCGUCUCAUAGCCUGCAGUUCUUGCCGUUGGCUCAGUUAGGUUUGUCUUCACCCGCCAGCUAUGUUCCAGCCGAUGAAGGUGAAAGUUGUGCAGCUCUGCCAAAUCAGUCAGUCCUCUCCCAGCCCCGUGAUUUUUGAGAGGGAUUUAUUCUGUUGUAAUGUCUGUUAAACAGCUUAUUCCUGUCCUAUUCUAUUUUCACUGGUGAUGGAAAUGAAAAUCAAAUACAAGAUUUAUUUGGGGGGACUUAAUAGCAGCUGCUUCGUGGAGAAACACACAGUGUACAAGAUUUCUUUCCCAGGGUUGUCAGAUUCUCCAGGUGUUCAGAAAAAGAGGCUAUGCUUGAGUGGCUCAGGGUUCUGACAGCUGGUGGGGGGCUGCUGUGGUUGGUGAACACCGCCUCUUCCAUGGUAUGCAGACGGUCUGCUGUUGGGGAAGGGUUAUUCUUGCUCUUUUAAACGUGAGUGGGGAAAAGCCCAGGUGACUACAGAGCUCCUGAGUUGUCUAAAGCCCAUGUUUUUUAAAGACGCAAAGUUUUUGCUUUGUCCCCAUCAUGGUAAAACUUCCACACAAUAUCAGACCUCCCCUCUUGAGCCUGGCACACACCAACAGACUCCCUGUUUAAAUCUGGAAAGCAUUUUCAUAGACCACUGCUCAGGGUGGGCAUCUGAGCCAGGAUGUGCAAUAGGAGCAGGCGGCUGUGGCCCUCUGCCGGAUCUGCCAUGUGCUUCCCCAGGCCCUGCUUUGCACUGUCCCUGCCCCUCAUGGUCCCAUCUUCCCACUUCCUUUGAUGAGUUGGGGAGGGGCUGUGAGCGGCAGGCAGGAGAGGGUCUGAAUGCUCCGGCAAGGAGGAGAGAAGAUGACUGCCACACUGCCACUCUGCUGCCCAGGUACAAGGAUUCUGCCCGGACCCUUUGCCCUGCCCCUCCUGCUUGGGGUGGAGGAGUUGGCUCCAGGCCAGGAGCUCCAAUCACUGAUCAACGCAUUUCUCUCCCACUCCACCUUGGUAACCGGAAAUGUUGGGGGUGAAGAGAAACAAUCACUAUUUUCUUCUUUUUUAUCUGGUAAAUAAUUAAAAGAGAAAACCCCA